Nothobranchius furzeri (turquoise killifish) is the source of this 3905-nucleotide messenger RNA. NCBI's taxonomy places the organism in Eukaryota, Metazoa, Chordata, Actinopteri, Cyprinodontiformes, Nothobranchiidae. The record is from RefSeq and is a predicted model, not a curated record.
UAGCACUUUUCUAGACACCCAAAGACGCUUUCACACACUCUCACAUUCACACACUGCUAGUGAUGGUAAGCUACUUGUUGCCACAGCCGCCCUGGGGAGGUCUGACAGAGGCGAGGCUGCCAUUUGGCGCUGUCGGCCCCUCUGACCACCACUAACACAGGCAAGUUGGCCCAAGGACACCGCAGCAGGAUACCCCUGGCGGGAGCUGGAAUCAAACCCAUGACCCUCCGAUCAUGAGGCAACCCGCUGUACCACCUGAGCUGCUGCUGCCCCAAACAUCUCUGCUGUGAACUAAAUUUACUGAGGAUCUUCAUUCCUUUUGCAGUUCAUUUUCAAACUGGUAAUUCUUCUGAAGUUGGAAUUUCUGAGAGGAGAAAAUGAACGCACCAUUAGCUAUGUAAACAAAAACUAAACUAUCAAGCUAACAUUAUCUUAAACAUGUUGUCGUUCUUUUUUAAAACACAGAGACGGUUUUGUUACCUGUGAUUGAUGCUACAGUGUCGCCAGCAGCCGGCGACACUGUAGCAUCAAUCACAGGUAACAAAACCGUUUCUGUGUUUUAAAAAAGAACGACAACAUGGAAUUAGAAAUAACGCACAGCAACAACACACCUAAGAUUAUCUUAAACAGUUUAUUUAGCUGCUGGAGCAGAAUAAGAUGCCUCAUAUUCAGAUCGUUGUCGCUGGUUUCAUCAUCACCCAACAGCCUAUCGCAUUUAGUGAAGUGAAGCCAAACUUUAGAGCACAUUCACUUUCUUCUAGUUGGAAUUUCAGAGUUCCGAGGAGAAAGCGAAUGCACCAUUAGCUGAAUGGAAGCUAGCAUAUCAAGCUAGUGUUAUCUUAAUCAAUUUACUGAAGUACCGGAGCAGAUUAAGAGGAUGAUGAUGCCUCACAUAGAUCAUUGUUGCUGGUUUCAUCACAACCCAGUUACCCAACCCAUUUAGUGAGGUGCACCCAAAGUUCAGAACGCUUCCUCGCUGCCGUGCUGCUUUGUUUACAGCUCGCCCACAGUGACUGACGACUGGCACGCGGCACGAGUACCGAAGCAAGGCACCGUUUCAUACGACGUGAAUCUCUACUCAGUCGGACCUGAAUUUGGUCGGUGCCUUAAAAAGUGCCGAAUUCGGUACCCGUCCCUAAAUGUGUUUAAAUAUUUCAGAGACUUUUAACGUGGACAAAUUUGUCCUUCAUUCUCCUCCACCUCUUCAUGCGGUUGCCACCUCUAAACCCACGUUUUCCACGCUGGAUCCGUAUUUUGUACUCCUUCACUCACGAGUGAAUAAACGUUCAUAUUGUUGGACUUUUCCACAACGAGUUCUUCAAGUCUGCCACUAAAUAUCGUUUUACUUUAUAAUGGAGCAGCGGCGAUGCUGGGGACAAAUUCACAGGAAGCGGCAUCCUGACCAAUCAAAGGUCGCAAUCUCCGUCACUUUUGACGGAUAUUUGAAUAUUUGGCAUGGCGUUGCAUGUCUCCACACCAACGCAGAUGGAGAAGUAUAAAUCAGGCUUCAUGCUGCAGCCUCUGUGUGAGGUCAGGAGUAAAGCGCUACAGUGGGGUGUACACAUCUGACCCUAACCCUUGAUCGUCAUGAUUUUUCUGUAUAAAUUGCUGAUUGUUGCAAUAACAAAAUCUCAGUUUAAUAUAUCAUUGGAGUCUAACAGUGAGAAUUUUGACCUGCUAUAGAUGUAGACCAGAGGAGCCCAAUCCUGGUCCUGGAGGGCAGGUAUCCAGCAGGUUUAGUGGUUUCUCUGCUCCAACACACUUGAUUCAGUGGUUGAAUAACCUGUGCAACAGUUCGUCAGGCUCUACAGAAGCCUGUUAAUGACCUGCUGGUUGAAUUUAGGUGUGUUGAAAAAGGGUUAAAAGCUGGAUACCGGCCCUCCAGGACCAGGAUUGGGCACCCCUGAUGUAGACUAUAGAUGUCUAGAACAGAGGUUAAAGAUUUUAAAUGGUUUUGGUAAAAGAAGAGUAUCCUCAGCUCAGCUUUUCUACUUAGAGUCAUUCGUUAGUUUUAUUUUUAUUUACUGAAACUACCAUCAGCUCAACUAAUUGUCUCCUAAACAUCUUUGGUAUGGUCUUGCUGUGUCUAGUUUCUUACAGCAUAUUUGGUUCUUUUUAAAACACAGAAAAGUUUUUUUUACCUUGCUGACACAAAACUGUCAGCAAGGUAAAUAAAACCUUUCUGUGUUUUAAAAAGGACCAAAAAUGUAAUCGUCUCCUAGUUUUCCUGUCUCUGAGACCAAUGGAAAUACAACAAUGCACAAAUCAUGUGUUCAAACACAUAUAUACAAUCUGCACCUUCUGUUUCCUCUUAAUAGCUCUUAAUCUGCAAUUCUCAGAGGGAAUGACUGAUGUCAUCACGCCUGUUAGUCAGAGAGCCGAGUGGUCCCUCUAGUGUUCAGCUGAGACAUGUACAAGGCUGUGUGAACCCUAACCCACUUUUAAUGCCACAAAUAUUGUCACUUGUCUCUCAUCUCCCAGCAGCCACCCAAUAAACAGAUGGACGCAUCGGCGGAUUGAGACCUAUGAUAUCUCGCGGCACCCAACAGAAUCAUUUGUGGGGUUUAAAGCACUCAACUGAAUACUGUAAAGUAUCACCCAUUCUCUUCCCCCACCUCCUCCUCCUCCUUACUCACAUGGGGCACACAUGGAGUGACCCUUCAAUUGUUUCAAUGAAGCCAGAGCAGGAAAGAGAAGAACAACAGCCUGCUGCACCCCUGAGGCGUAAGUUCACAGGUGCUCAGAGGUGCCCUGAUUCGUUGUCAUUCAGCCCAGAGGUGACCUGAUUGGAGGCUGGAUACCAUGAGUUCCCUGAAAGCAUCCUGAUGAGAAGCAGCUGUGAAUGUCCUGUCAGCUGUCCCCAACCAGCCACCGCUUGUGUUGGUGCCUCGUGUGUUGUGCUCAGAGGGACCUACGGGUGAAUCCUAGGGAUAAACACUCUGAAGAAUCCGUAUUCAGCUCAACAGACUCAAGAGGAGUGGGUUAUAAACCAAGAGGAGACUCAGGCUCAACCAGAACAUCAUAUAAGAUCAUAGAUCCUCUCGGGUACUUCUCAGGAGCUGGGAUGUCAGUGCUGCUUCAUGCUAACUCCUCUUUCAACUCCAAACAGAAGCUCCUGGACUUGCAGGACUGCCUUCCAGAUGGGGGUAACUGUUUGGACAGUCCUGUGGACCCCCAGACAGGAAGCCCUGUGGGUUCUGGUCCAAGAAGCUCAAACAGGCCAGGAGCAGAGGACCCUAUUAGUCCCCAGAUUUCCACUAGAGCUACUCUGCUCCCCGGGCAGGUAUAUGGAGCAGACAUGCAGCCAUUUGCAGAGACUUACUUGGGGUUAACACAGGUCUCUAAUGACUCAGGUCAGCUGUGUGGUUGGGGGGUUCUGACGCCCAGAUUCAUCCAGAUUUUCAACACCCCAUGCUGGGUGCUGCUUUUCCUUUGCGUGGCCUCUUUUCUCCAGGGGAUGAUCAUCAAUGGUUUCAUCAACACAGUGGUGACCUCCAUUGAGCGACGCUUCAACCUUCGCAGCUAUGAAGCCGGACUCAUCGCCAGCUCCUAUGACAUUGCCGCUUGCAUCUGCCUGGCUUUCGUCAGCUACUUUGGUGGAACAGGACACAAGCCUCGCUGGCUGGGAUGGGGCAUACUCAUCAUGGCGCUGGGAUCUCUGGUGUUUGCCUUGCCUCAUUUCACGACACCCCCCUACCUGGUCAGUCUGUCUGAACAACUGGGAAUGUGCCCCACCAACCAAACCAGUCUGUGCAAGGAAAAGGAUGGGGGAGGGCUGUCCAGUUACCGUUUUGUGUUCAUGCUGGGUCAGUUCCUGCACGGCAUCGGCGCCACGCCUCUCUACACAUUAGGCGUCACGUACCUGGACGAGAAUGUCAGCUCAAACUACGGGCCUGUCUACAUAG